UACAUACCAAUGCGGAAGACGUGACAGAUCGGAAAACCCUACAGGGGAGGAAAAAAACGAACUACUGCAAAUUGGACAAUAUAAACUUUUAAACCGAUCUCUUAUUGUAGUGAACACCGCAGUAACCGUCAUCAUGAUUCUUUUGGAGAUAAAUAAUCGGAUCAUAGAAGAAACAAUAUCUCUCAAAUUUGAGAGCGCAUCCAACGGGAACAAGCCUGAAGCAGUAGAAGUCACAUUUGCAGAUUUUGAUGGAGUCCUCUACCACAUCUCCAACCCUAAUGGAGACAAGACCAAAGUCAUGGUCAGCAUUUCACUGAAGUUCUAUAAGGAGCUUCAAGACCAUGGAGCAGAUGAGCUGCUGAAGCGGGUGUAUGGCGAAUUCCUGGUGUCACCGGAGUCAGGCUACAAUGUGUCCCUGCUGUUCGACCUGGACAACGUGCCGGCCAACAAGGAGGAGGUGGUGCACCAGGCGGGCAUGCUGAAGAGGAACUGCUUCGCCUCCGUCUUCGAGAAGUACUUCAAGUUCCAGGAGGAGGGCAAGGAGGGCGGGGAGAGAGCCGUGGUCCACUACAGGGACGACGAGACCAUGUACCUCGAGGCAAAGAAAGACAGAGUGACGGUGGUCUUCAGCACAGUUUUCAAGGACGAUGACGAUGUCGUCAUUGGAAAAGUCUUCAUGCAGGAGUUUAAGGAGGGUCGUCGUGCCAGCCACACAGCUCCCCAGGUGCUGUUCAGCCACCGAGAGCCUCCCCUGGAGCUCAAGGACACCGACGCAGCCGUGGGAGACAACAUCGGAUACAUCACAUUCGUUCUGUUCCCUCGUCACACCAGCGCCAAUGCCCGGGACAAUACCAUCAACCUCAUUCACACCUUCCGAGACUAUCUGCACUACCACAUAAAGUGCUCCAAGGCCUACAUUCACACACGCAUGAGAGCUAAGACCUCUGACUUCCUAAAGGUUCUGAAUCGCGCCCGUCCUGAUGCUGAGAAGAAGGAGAUGAAGACUAUCUCGGGUAAGACCUUCUCGCGCUAAAGGAUGCAUGUCCCGACUUGAAGAUGCACGGGGGACGUGACGAAACUCGCCAUCUGCAGCUCCAUGCCUCACUGGACUAGAUUAAAACUCCCUCUGUCUCUCUGGCCAGUGCUUCAGAGUCUCCGCAAGAGAAUAAAAAAAAAAAUCAUGCCUUGCGAGGGGACUCCACACAAUUUGUUGCUUUGCAUUCCUAGGAUAAAUAUUUGAUGCAAUUAUAAGACGAUAUGAACAAAUGAAUUUUUUGAUACAGUACUAUAUGACCUUGUAUUCCAUUUGGUACUCUUUUUUUUCCUUCUUCUUUUUCUUCUUUGCCUUGCAUUCUUUUUUUCUUAUCUUAGACGGUGUUUUUUUUUGUAUUUAACAAUGCAGUAUUCACCAAACUUGCUCCUCUCUCAUCCUGUCUGCUCUUAAUCACUUGUCCCGUUUUUGCAAUCAUGUGAUGGUAAAAAAAAAACAAAUAAACCAGUCUUGUUACAAAAACCAUAA
This is a messenger RNA of Engraulis encrasicolus (European anchovy), 1519 nucleotides long. RefSeq names its product actin related protein 2/3 complex, subunit 2 (gene arpc2). Gene Ontology annotation, biological process: actin filament polymerization; Arp2/3 complex-mediated actin nucleation. Gene Ontology annotation, molecular function: actin filament binding; structural constituent of cytoskeleton. Gene Ontology annotation, cellular component: actin cytoskeleton; Arp2/3 protein complex. The transcript is spliced from 10 exons. The record is from RefSeq and is a predicted model, not a curated record. Lineage: Eukaryota; Metazoa; Chordata; Actinopteri; Clupeiformes; Engraulidae. Bases 134 to 1033 code for a protein of 299 amino acids.